Messenger RNA from Rhagoletis zephyria (snowberry fruit fly), 603 nucleotides. RefSeq lists its product as uncharacterized. The record is from RefSeq and is a predicted model, not a curated record. NCBI's taxonomy places the organism in Eukaryota, Metazoa, Arthropoda, Insecta, Diptera, Tephritidae.
AAUCAACGGUUCAUUUCAGCAAAAUCGGUGAAAGACGAAUUUUUAGGAGGGGAUCAAAAAACGAAAAUAACUGCAAUGUUUGUUCCGGCCAAAUCAAACAAGUUGAUGAUUCCAACAGCUUUGUCACGUGUUACUUAUGCAACAGAAGAAUAUGUCGUGGUGCGAAUUGCUCGAUUUGGUUGGCGAAAUCGGGACAAUGGGAAUGCCAAUUAUGUAACUCCUCGAAGGAGUCGCUAGCACAUACUCAGUCUUGGGUUGCCGAGCAAAUGAGCUUCAAUCAUCAGAAGCUUGUUAGUCCUCUGAGAGCGCGAAGUGAAAUUUACAUACCGAUUGGCGAUUUUAAUGAAAGUUCCAUACAUUUUGAAAGUGUUAGCCAAGUGGGUAUGAAUCUUGAUGUCAUCCCCGCCGAGCAAAAGCUUAAAAUACGAGAGUAUGUGGAGGAAGUGGUGGCCAAGCUGUUGGGUGGUUCACUGGAUCAAAUACGCGUCAAUCAAUUGUCGAAAAGUGAGACUUACUUACAGCUCUUUGAGCGAUAUCACUCAAAAUUGAGUAACAUUUUUAUCAACUUGGAAAAUGAGUUGAGCAAUAAAGCUCUUAAUGGAG